CAGUCGGCGACUUUGACAUUGUAUCAGGACGAAGACUACGCUGGCAAAGCAGAGGUAAGGCUAAAAAAUACCUCCUUAACGAGAAUAGUCAAACUCUAUUGUUAGUCGACCUCCGUAGAGAAAUAUGUUAGGGAAAAACUUUUAUGUUGGUAAACUUUGUUCUAGUUUGAUUUGAAAGUUGCUUCGUUUUGACACAAACAUUAGAAGUGAAUCAAUUUCAGUGUUAUGUUUCCCAUCAGCGAGAUUGUAUAACCCUUCUUUGUUACAAGGUAUACUGCAGAUAACAAUUCACGGUUAACAAAUUUUAGCGGCACUCACACUGACCAUUCAGUCCGGCUUGUUAACUACUGAACUACCGUUUUAUAGGAAUUGAAGGCCAAUUGUACAGACUCACAAGACCUCUCAGAGUCUUUCCCUAAAGGAGUGCGUUCGAUUAUUUUGGAAGAAAACGCCCCCAAAAUGCACGUUUUUACUCGAGUGGGAUAUCAUGGAGCACAUGUAACCUUAGAACCAGGUCGACGCUACCCAAGUUUGGAUGCCAUGGGUCUGGAGAAUCCUGUUUUGAGCUUUCGAAAGUUUUAUAACGUCAGUAAGGUAAUAAAUGAUUUAUACAGAGCUUUACUCAGUGUAUGACAUAUUAUAAUAUUGCUAAUUUCUUUUCACUUUGACAUAGACUGCGACUUUGGUAUUGUAUCAGGACGAGGGGUACGGCGGUAAAGCAUUGGUAAGGCGACUUUCAAAAAUUUUCUCUAGAGCGGUCGGUUGUGGUAUAUAUAUAUAAUAUAUCUGUCUGAUUUCGUUAAAACGUGGCCAGUAGGUUUUCGCCCAGCGCCGGGCGCAGCUCGGCUUUUGGCCAGUCCGGUGUCCAAAAAAGUAGGAGGCUUGCCAGAGCUCAGAGGGAGGCACAGACAGCCACCCAUUGUGCUGGGUGGGGAGGGUCAAAGUCUUGGUACCUAGGACAUACUUAGCAUGCGUGAGACCUGUGUACACUCACUGAAGCCAUGUUUACAUAAAUUCAGUCAGAUGCCUGUUAGUGAACGUUGUUUUAGUUAAGUUGAAAGUCAGUUUUUUGAUAACAGAGAUAUAUAUUACAGGGGUACAUUGCUCUCUCCUACGCAGAAGCUCCAACUGGGUACCCCAACAAAAAUAACAAUAAUCUGAAAAAUCGUCCCCGCGCUUUUUCUUUUUUCCCUCUCCCCAGGAGAGCUACGGUGUCAUAUGUGUUAGACUUUCUAGACCGGCCUUACUAGUAUUGUACUGACGUGUCUUCCCCUGGAGAUAAAUACUUACUUACUCUUACCAGCUAGUUUUGUUCGUUAAAUCAUCGUUUUAUUGGAACACGAAGAACAAUCCCCAGAGUCGAAAGAACUGACGAGUAGUCUUCCCGAUGGAUCAUGCUCGAGCUCAAUUGUUUUAAAGGAAAACACGGUGAAUUUAACUGUUACUGAUUGUAAUCUUUCCUUCUAGACAAUUAACGCUGUCUUGUUAUUAAACUUGAUGCUGCCCUUUUUCAUAGGAACUAGAGAACAAUACAGCAGAGUCAGAAGACUUGACAAACGAUUUACCCAACGGAGCGCAUUCGAUUGUUUUGAAAGAAAAUGCCGAGAAAAUGCGAGUGUUUACAAAAGUUGGACAUAAUGGAGCACAAGUGACCUUAGAACCAGGUCGACGCUACUCAAGCUUAAGUGCUAUGGGGCUGGAAAAUCCUGUAAUGAGCAUGAAAAAGUCACAUUGAAACUUUUUUAUAAUCUGACCGCAUAAAAGACACAACAUACCUUAACGCUGAAUAAAAUAUUGAAUUCUGAAUUGUAGUUGACUUCAGUACUGUUAACUUAGAUCUGCAAAAGAGAUUUCCAACCUUUGUUAUGAGAUUCAACUUAUAGCCUAAGUUGAAAAUUAGUGAGUACGUGUAUGCAUGAAAGAGGAAAAAUAACCUGUACUUAGUAUGCUGCUCCCAAUUAAUAACGAGAAGAUAGAAAUGUCUAAUAGGCCGACGGAUCGGCGAAUUUUGAAAAUAUUUUUGCCCGAAUUUCGGAUUCGAAGCGAGAUUUUAACGGAUUUAAGGAUCCUGCAAUUGCAGCGGAUUGCGGAUUCAUCUAUUUUUUGGGCCCGGACUUUGGACUUUGCGUGUAAUUAAAAUAGUUUUGCCCGGAUUUCGGAUUCAGGGCGAAAAUGGAAGGGCGGCUUUGGUUAAUAAAUCAUAACGGAUCGGCGUAUUUGCAUAUACCCCUAUUCACCGCCCUCCUUUAUGUUUAAGUUUAAAUCGUUUAAAAUGUGACGGUAAAUGUCUCUUUUUAUCUUAUCGCGAUUCUUGCUUUGAGUGUGAAAGGUCAUUCCUUACAGGAAAGGAACGUCCUGUGGAAUGUGCUCAUUGUUGAUCACCACGUCAAGAAAGUAUAUAAAUAUCCAUAUACCAGAAGUGCAAUGUUUUAUCAACUGAAGAUUUGACUAGGCAUUUUAUUACAUAUAGUUUCGAAUCUUCAGUUGACAAAACACCCGGCGUUGUCAAUCAAUGGUUUCCGAUAAUCGAUAAAAUCAAUAAUAAUCAAUAAUAAUCAAUAACAAUUAAUCGAUUGGUAUUGGAAAUCGAUAAAAAUCGUUGACUUAAAGUUGUGUGAGUAUCGAUUUCUAUUGAUUUUCAUCGAUUGUUAUUGAUUAUUAUUGAUUAUUAUUAAUGUUGGACGCCAUAACAAGGCAAUUUAUUGCCAACGAGCAAGCCGAGCGAAGACGGUCGGUUUGCGAGGCGGCCAGCUUAAUGCCACGCGAAGAAUUGCAGCAGGCAGAAAAAUUCUCGAUCGUGCUGGGAGGUGUAGAUUCCCUGAAGUGUAGUUUCACGUGACUUUUGAUGACCUUUGUUGUAACAAACCUUCAAAGUUCGGACAUUGUUCUCUGCCACACUGUUGUACUUGUACGAACUACAACUCGCUAUUUCAAGUAAGCGCUAACCUGUAAAUGCUAUCUCCCUUUCGCUGUUUGAAACUCGACAAGUUUAAGGUUCAAAAAUGUCUAAGCAGAAGAAUAAGAGCGAUUUUAAGGCCAAGAGCAUGGCAGAAAUGUAGGAACGAGGAGUGCUUGUAAUGGAAAUUCUCGCCUCAGCAGCAGAAAUGGUUUUAUAAACAUUGGAACUAAAACCGGUGAUGUAGGCAAAUUCUUUUUCUUUCGUUGGCACUUACCGAAAACUACAACUAGUUUGACAACUGUGGCCAUUUGCCGAGUGAUGACUCUCUUUGUGGUUAAUUUAGACUUUUUUUCAGCCUUUUUUUUUGUAAUUUCUGAUCCUUCGCCAGGUAUCCUGUGAUCUUGCUAAAUAAAUCCCUGUUCCCACUAACACACAAAAAGAAGCCAUUUCAGCAUUUACUUAAGUACCUUCAGGAAGACGGUUUCAAGGAUGAUGUUUGAGGGUAAAGCGACAGUUCGCAUAUUGCUUUCAAGCGCAAUAAAGUGGGGAUUGCUCGUGGGUUUUGAUCGUUUUCGGACUGAAUCAGUAGUGUUGGGUUGCUUUAUUGUACCACUCACUGUCAUGCAUCCUUAAGUAAAACCAUUUAAAAGGCCUCACAAACUACAGACAUGGGAGGCGUGUAGAGAGUUAAACUGGUUUUGAAUUGCUUCCACUAUCACAGUCAAAUGGAACUGAAAAAUAAUGAGGACAUUUCACAAUAUUCUGAGAUUAUUAUUUUAUUUUGUUACUGUAAUUUGUAUAAGAGUAUAAAUCUAAGUGCUAAUUUGUUGCGUAAUCACCUUGUUGGUGACAUUGUUGUUUUAACCUGAUUAUUAAAUGAAAUGAAAUAACUGAGAGAAGGAAUGCGGAGUCAAAAAUUUCUGGGAUGGUCAGCCAGUUCAUGAUUGUAUUCGUGGCAGCUAUGAUUAGUGUGUUGGGAAACACACUCUUGAAUUAGAAGAAAUCUUAAAAAUGUUUAUUGCUCUAGUUUAUUAUAAGCCAAAUUCUUGUUUUUGACGUACAAAAAUUGAAGCAAUUAAAGUGAUUAAUCACUGACUGCAUGCAUGUGUUGCGUGAUUUCCUGCUAACAACGGCGUCUCGCCCAAGGGAAGAAAACUACUUAAGAGGUUUGUUUUCAAAGCUGAGUCAUGAAGUCGUCAGUUUCUUCCCUUGGGCGACACUUUACUAAUAGUUUUGAAAUUAUUCAAAAAAAUUUUCCGCCUCCGCUGCCAGUAAUUCAUCUCAGUCAAAGAUGAUGAGAGAUGAUCUCUUAAUCAAAUAAAGAAACCAAGUAUCAGAAACGAAAGAAAACACCAAAAAGACUUUUUAAGUUUAACGAAAUAAACUUAUAAUGUUUAAAUGCUAUUUUUUUAAGAAGUGCUAGUACUGCUAUGCAAAAAACUAAAAAGACUACUAUUUAGCCCCCUACUUAGUGUGGAGGUGUGGUUAAUCUAAAUUCACUCAGCCUAGAAGGUUAGAGAGUCUGGAUCCCCACGCAGAAAGAACACGGUAUAACUUGACAAAGGUAAGUAGUCCACACUAACCGGGCCUUUACGCUGUAUAACUGAAUUGACCCUAAAAGUUUUGGCUUACAUUUGGUGGUUUGUUUAAGUGAAGGUAUUCCCUGUUUGAUUGCCGAGAAUCAUGGCUGAAUGGACUGUAAAGUUGUUUGAUCAAGAAAAUUGUAAAGGGAAGGAAGAGGUAAGGUUGAAGAAGCUAAUUACAUUUUUGGGAAUAAGUAAGCUACGAUUUUCUCAGAUUUACAGAUUGGCAGGCAUGACGAUGUUGUUGAACGAUCGAUACCGUUAAGUCUGUUAAGUAGGUCUUAUUAUACAUGAAAUCAGGAUUUAGUUAACUUGGAUAUAUUCUCUCUGUGUCAGACAUUUCGUAACAACACUGACUAACCUCCAUCCCACAGACACUCCAUGAAGGUACUACUGAUACAUCAGACUUGACGAAAAUUUUCCCGAAAGGAUUUACCUCGAUAAUCUUGAAAGAAAAGGCUACAAAAUUGCAAGCAUUUACUCAAGUGGGAUAUAAUGGAGCACAUGUAAUCUUGGAACCAGGUAGACGCUACUCAAGCUUCGUUGACAUGGGACUAGAAAAUCCUGUAAUGAGCUUGCGAACGUUUGACAUGGUAAUCUCAGAUACUUUUUAGAGAUUUUACUGCAGGAUAAGACAGGGGUACCCAAGGACGCUUUUCUCCAAGAUACAUUGAAAACACUUUUUUUGGCUAUCCAGAGUACUUUUCGAUGCCUAGAAAGGCAUUUUCAGUCGCGCUAUAGAAUUUGUAUCAGUUCGGUUAUCCUAGGGCAAAUUGCACCUAAAAUUUUCGGGAAGUAAAACUGAAGCCCUAAUAAUUUCGAAAAAAGUCUUUCCGAAAUUGUUAGGGCUUCAGUAUUACUUUCCCGAAAAUUUUAGGUGCAAUUUAACGUUUUGCGAAAGUGAGAAUUUUUCUAAUUCCUCUCUCCAUCGCAGUUUGGAAUCCGAAAAUUGUAGGUUUCCUUUUUACUACGAAAAAUAGCCAAACCUGGAGAGUCAAAUAUGAAAAAUUAAACUUCAGAAACUCGUGGGGAAUUUAUUAGGUAAGCUUCGAAAAUUGUACAUGAAUGGAAUGGUCACCUAGAAAUUUGUAGCCGUCCCCAAAUAAUAGAAAAUUUCAGGCAAUUUUUGCUUCUCGGAACAGAUAUUAUACAGGAAACAGUCGUUGGGUGCCCCUGAUAAGAGCACUAAAUUGAAAUGAUGGCACUUCUUUUCUUUUUUAUGUAGCUUGCGACUUUGGUCUUGUAUGAGAACGAAGGUUGCGGCGGCAAAACACUGGUAAGGCUUCCAAAUAUUUCCUCUAGCAUGCAUGGUUAAUUACAGUGUAUUUUUCUGUGAAGAAACUGUUUCAAUAACAAUUUCCCUAAUACUGAAAAACUAAAAUUCUUUCGGUUGAUAAACCUAAUUCUCUUUUUACCUUAACGCUUUUCUUUCUCAGACAUAGAUAUUACAGGUAGGUUGUAUUAGUCCGCCCCGUCCCAGCAAAAACGUCUUUUGGUGAAAGUGAUUGUAAUCAGUACUAGACCAUAACCAUCAUGUUUACUUGAUGCUGCCCUUUUCAUAGGAACUAGAGAACAAUACAGCAGAGUCAGCAGACUUGACAAACGAUUUACCCAACGGAGCGCAUUCGAUUGUUUUGAAAGAAAAUGCCGAGAAAAUGCAAGUGUUUACUAAAGUAGGUUUUAAUGGAGCACAAGUAACUUUACAUCCAGGACGACGGUACUCCAGCUUAGAUGCCAUGGGACUGGUAAAUCCUGUUGUUAGCCUAAGAAUGUUUAACAAGGUAAAAUCCAAAUAAUUGUUGUACUGUGGAACUUUAAUAGCAAAAUUAAUACUGCUUAAUAGCUGAUCUCUUUCUUUUUCGUUUUGAUGCAGCCUGGGGUUGUGCAAUUAUAUGAAGACGAAGAUUAUGCCGGCAAAGUGGUGGUAAGGAAUAGAAGUAUUUAUACAAGAAUGGUCAAUAGCUUUGCGUAUAUAUCAAUGUGGAUGAUGAAAAGCGUUUUAUGCCUUUUCCUAUCAGUUCAGGCUACCUAAACGGGUCUAAACCUACUGGAUGAAUACAGUGACCUCAGUAAAACUGUUUGUUGGUGAAACAGAUUUUCUUUUAACCUUGUUCUGGCACAGAUAUUACAAUAAAAUUGUUUUACGGAGAACUCAACCAGCCCCAGCCAUGUCGCAGGACGUCUCUUUUUCAUAUUGUAUACUUCUUGCUGAUUUGAUCACCGUUUUUAUAGGAAUUAGACCAAAAUGCGCCAGACUCUUCUGACCUGACGAGUACCUUCCCCAAAGGAGCACGCUCGAUUGUUUUGAAAGAAAAGGCCCCAAAAUGGCAAGUGUUUACUCAAGUUGGAUAUAAUGGAACACAAGUAACGAUAUACCCAGGUCGACUCUACUCAAGCUUACGUGAAAUGGGGCUGGAAAAUCCUGUAAUGAGCAUGAGAAAGUCACAGUGA
Messenger RNA from Porites lobata, 6933 nucleotides. Lineage: Eukaryota; Metazoa; Cnidaria; Anthozoa; Scleractinia; Poritidae. The record is from the annotation of a GenBank genome assembly.